UCCUCACGGAGGCACGAGCAAAGCCCUGCCAACCUGUCAGUCCAGCCAUGCAAGAGAGGGAGAGAGAGAAAAAGAAAGGAGGGAGUGAAGCAGAGAUUCAGAUCUCAGCAGAUAUUAAGAUUCCCAAUGAACAAAGAAAACAAAUAGCCCCUGGGACCACAAGUGUGUUCUGUAAACUGAUGCCACGAGGCAGACAUGAGAAAGAUGACUGAACAGAGUGGUUGCUAUAGGCCUGUGAACAUACAGGGAAAUAAGAUCAGUUACAAAGGGUCUUGUAAAGACAGCCCUGAAACGGGGACGAAAAGACUGCAGAAGCGAUUUCUUCACAAAGAUGGCAGCUGCAAUGUGUACUUCAAACACAUCUUUGGGGAAUGGGAGAGCUACGUAGUGGACAUAUUUACUACACUGGUGGACAUCAAGUGGCGCCAUAUGUUUGUGAUAUUCUCGCUGUCCUAUGUUCUUUCGUGGCUGUUCUUUGGACUGGUUUUCUGGCUGAUAGCAAUCCAACACGGAGAUUUAUUCAGUGACGAAGAAGUAACACCCUGUGUUGCAAACGUCCGUAGCUUCACAGGAGCAUUCCUGUUCUCCCUGGAAACCCAGACGACCAUUGGGUAUGGUUACCGCUGUGUUACGGAGGAGUGCUCUGUCGCGAUCCUUAUGGUUAUCCUGCAGUCCGUACUGAGCUGCAUUAUCGACACCUUCAUAAUUGGAGCAGCCUUGGCUAAAAUGGCCACAGCGCGAAAAAGAGCUCAGACCAUUCGUUUCAGCUACUAUGCUGUCGUGGGCUUACGGGAUGACAAAUUUUGCCUGAUGUGGCGCAUUGGUGAUUUCCGACCAAACCACAUGGUUGAGGGCUCAGUACGAGCUCAGCUGCUGCGCUACAAGGAAGACAAGGAAGGGAGAAUGACGAUGGAGUACAAGGACUUGAAGCUGCUGAAUGACCAGAUCAUACUCGUUACACCAGUGACGGUAGUACAUGAAAUUGAUAGUGAGAGCCCCUUGUAUGGUCUGGACCGGAAAGCUUUGGCCAAGGACAACUUUGAAAUCUUGGUCACGUUUGUCUACACAGGUGAUUCAACGGGAACUUCCCAUCAGUCCCGAAGCUCAUACGUGCCCAGAGAGAUUCUUUGGGGCUAUAGGUUUAAUGACGUCUUACAUGUAAAGAAAAAGUACUAUAAAGUGGAUUGCCUACAGUUUGAAGAAACCACAGAAGUUUAUGCUCCUCACUGCAGUGCCAUGCAACUGGAUCGGAAAGAGCAAGAAUGGAACCGAACAGAGAAGACAUUGGAAAAAGAAGCAGAGACGUCAGCACUGGAGAUCAAGUCCCUUAGUACAAACCAGAAGUCAUUUAAUGCAGUUGCCCUCAUCACCAGCUGUGAAGAUCCAGAAGACCCAGUGACAACUGUCUGUCAGCCUUCUGGAGAGGUUUCUUAUCAGAAAGCAGCUGUGACCUUAAGUAGACUGUCACUGGAAUCACAAAUCUAGAUUUUCACUGCAAUUAAAAACAUUUCCAACAACAAUGAACUCAUAUGCACAACUAUUUACAUUAUAAACCUCGUACUGACAGCAUGCCUACAUUACAACACAGUGCUGAGCUUCACAAUGGUUAGCGGGGGUAUCAGUAACAGAUUAGUACUGGCACAAGAAAGCAGCUUACAUUUGGGUUGACUAGACAGCUACUGUACUUGAGCAAACUUAGUCUAAACUUUAUUACCCUGCAGGGACCAAUGUUGGAGAUGCCCAGAGAUAGAAAACGAUCCAGGCAGAGAACAAGAACAAGGAAGCUUGCCCUCUGGGUCAUGUUUUUUAAUACUGCCUGAUUUAUUUGGAAGGCCAGUUCCCAAUACCUCCAGAAGGCUCUGAAAUGCCCCCACCAUCACAGCAAAUGAUUGCUUGUGUGCCAGCUGCACCUCUCUAGUGGUUCAAAUGAAACCCCUGUCUUGAGGUUACAUUGGUGAGUCUGAGGGGCUGUUCUUUGCAGGAGGGAGCAAACUGGCAAGAAUAACUGAACCCAGUGCUACUGGGUAGCUUUGGAAACCUGCUGACACCCUGCCCAGGGCUGUGAGUGGGAUCUCGGCGAGCUUUUCUCAUUUCCUUGUCGUGAGCCAUUCCCAGAAAUGCCACUCCCUCCGCAGUUUGAGGUAUGCAGUGCGUCAGCUGGCUUGGUGCUGCGUGGAGAUUUUGUUAUGUGGCUCUGAUGGCUAGGAGGGUUGGCCAAACUGGCUCAUCUGCACCAUUCAGAAACCAAAAUGGGACCUCAAGUUUGAAACCAAAAUCACCAAAAUCAUAUUAAGCCUUGGAGAAAAGAUCACCCUGUUUUUAGAGUGAGCUUAGCAAUUUUUUAUUUUUUUUAUUUUUUUUAUCAAAAUGUCUUUUCAUUUCAGAAUGUCAGCUUUGCUUUUCGUUUUAGUCCAUUAUGCUUCUUUAAAAGGAAAAGGAUCAAUCUGGAGACCAAACAGCAUAAUUUUGUCAAAAUGAAAUAUUUUUAUUCUUCUGAAAUGACUGUAAAAAUGAUCCUUUACAGAGAAAUUCUACAUACUCAGCUGUCAGCUCAAUUUGGAAAAACAGGGAAAAUGUCAAUGUUUAGAAGUUGCCUAUGACAUGGAAUUUCCAUGCUCUGCACAUCGCUGUCAUUAUCUCAUCAUGUUUCCCCCCCCCCCCCCCCCGAUGAUUGCAGUUAAUUUGCAUCAUGUUUAAUUAUCACGCUAACCUAAAAAUAUUUAUCUCUGAAUUUGUGGUUGCCUUAAAUGGAAUUUAUCUCACCUGACCUCAGCCAGCAAGAAGUGUCAAGGCUGGUCAAGGCUCUCCGUGACUGCUGUAACUUUUUCUCUGUCUUCACAGGGGAGUUCAUCCCAUCCUAAUCUGCGUGUUUAGGGAGCUGAAGGCAAUAGGAUGGUCUUAUCCUGGAACUGCUCAUCCCUCUCUGCUUAUUGUUUUCUGAAAUGCUGGCUAACAUUAAGCUGCUAAAAUUAGGUCUGACGAGUCAUUCACAUCAUGCUGACUAAUUCAAAGUUUUUAUGAGCUAAUCACAUUUAAUGAAAAGAAAACCAACAUGCUGAUUGUUUUAUUUUCCUUUUGUGAAACUUACUGCAUAUAGUAGUAUCACUGCAUUAUUUUAAUGUAUCUUGCAUUUCUCUUUUUUUGCUAGCACUUGUGUUCUGGAUCCUAUGUGAUCCCUUUAGAUAAAACCAAAUAUAUUAACAAGCCUGAGGGGAGGUAGCUAUUCCUAAGCUCAUUAAUUAGCCUAUUUUAUAUGCUGAAUCAUCACCACCAUCAGUCCAUAACUGCAGUAGAAAACAUCUCAUUGUAUCCUAGAUUUGAGCACCAGCAAGCAUUGGGGAAAUAGUCUAAAAAUGGGAAGAAAUUCAGUGGGAAAAUGUGUAAGGUUCUCAGUAUUUAUAUGGUAUUGCAAAAAUACCAUCAGGUUGUAUAAAAUAGAAUAUAGCCAUUGAGACAUGUGAAGUCAUCCUUCCACACUCUGUCUUUGAAAGCUCUUGGCUGGGUACUUGAUUCAGUGUUGGGCACCGCACUUUGGGAAAGACAUGGAAAAAAUGAAUCCAGAGAUACUGAAAAUAUAUCAGUAAGGAAGUAGGGAAAUAAUUGAAGGGCUUUCAGUCCAAAGAAGACAGAAGGGAAUUAGGAAAAAGAGUUCUCAAACAUUGCAAAUCAAGAGAGAGGAAUGAUCUGUUCUCUUUAUCUGGUGGGUAGGACGGGAGGACAUGGGCUUAAACUGAAGCCAAAGAGAUUGAAGUUAGACAUUAGUAGAAACUACCUUAAAGAAGGCAAAGCACAGGACAGAUCUGUGGGGUGUAUAAUUUUGGUGCUGGUGCCUCUCAGGAGUUUGUUAGGUGGCUGUCAGGAGUGAUACAGAAUGGUCAGGUUUGCCUUGAACUUUCAAACCCCGUUUUUGUACGACCCUAUGAUUUUCAGAAAAAGGGAAUGUUUAAUAUGAAGUCUGCAUAACUAGGUCACUUUACAAGUACUUACACAUGUGUGAGUAUUUGCUUAAUUACAUAGGUAAAGCUACUCAGAGAUCUGAGAUAUUACUGAGAUAUGUAACCAGAAUUCCCAAAGUAUCUUCAAAAGGUACACAUUUCAGGUGUUGCUCGUAAAGGUAGUUUCCCUUAUUAAGCUGUGAAUAUCAGCUGCCUUUCCCUCUCCCAGUUAUGUACCGUGUGAGCCUCUUGCGGUGAAGAAAAUUCUUUCCUUGGAAUGACUUUCCUGUAAGUGAAAGUACCAGGAGUCUGAUUUAGCAUUUGGUCACAUGCUUCUUGGUAUAGAUAGAUAGAAAUACGUGCGUAUGUAUAGUAAUGUAUGCUUUGGCAUAUAAGUCAACCACUAACUGAUGAGGGUCAGGAAGAAACUUUUCUCCUGGGCAUGUUAAUUCAUAACAGGCUACGAUACAGUUUCUUCUACUUUUAUCUGCAGCAUCUGAUACCAGCCCGUGCUGGAGACAGGAUACUAUUUGAACCACUGGUCUCAACCCGUCUGGCUUUUUCUGGGUUUCUCUGUUUGAUAUUUUAAUUUCAUUUAUCAGAGUAUAAAAACUAUGUGUUAUAAUAUAUAGUAAAGCAUGCAUUGCAUUUUUAUGAAUAAAGACACAGAAAUAAAGAACAUGCCUCUGCCACA
Messenger RNA from Anas platyrhynchos (mallard), 4629 nucleotides. It is a transcript of the gene KCNJ16, whose product is annotated as potassium inwardly rectifying channel subfamily J member 16. Gene Ontology annotation, molecular function: inward rectifier potassium channel activity. The record is from RefSeq and is a predicted model, not a curated record. NCBI's taxonomy places the organism in Eukaryota, Metazoa, Chordata, Aves, Anseriformes, Anatidae. Gene Ontology annotation, cellular component: plasma membrane. Gene Ontology annotation, biological process: potassium ion import across plasma membrane; regulation of monoatomic ion transmembrane transport.